Pelodiscus sinensis (Chinese soft-shelled turtle) is the source of this 3682-nucleotide messenger RNA. The record is from RefSeq and is a predicted model, not a curated record. NCBI's taxonomy places the organism in Eukaryota, Metazoa, Chordata, Testudines, Trionychidae.
GGGGGUGUUUUUAUUGACAAAAUUGUGUGUUUUUCCCAUCACGUUGUAGUGUAAAUGUUCUCGCUGUUUUGGCGACAAAAGGCAGCUUUGGGUGACAAUGGGCGAGUGUAGACCAGGCCUUUAGCUGCAAUGCCCGGGUGCUUAUGAAUCCUGUGGCAAGGGUCUCCUGUUAUGUGAAACUGGCAAGGAAGCAGCCCUCUGUAGGACAGUCCUGGGUUUUGUUCUGCUGCAUGUUCAGUCUUCUCUAGUAAAUAGCUCUGUUACCACAUGACUCUGUGUUAUUCCUAGCUCUGCUGUAAAUCUGGGCAAGCCCAGCACUGCACUUUGUUCAGUCUGGAAAGGUGCUGAGCACAUUCAACUCCCUGUGACUUUCACAGGGGCUGAGAGAGCUCUGCACUAGACUGGAUUGGGUCUAGUUUUAUCUUGAAUAAAAACAUUUUCACAAGGGUGUUGAGGUUCAAUGUAUAGGCUUUUGUAAUUGCCUCGUGAUCCCGUGGAUGGAAGACUGCCUAAUAAUCUAAUCUGACCUCCUACAGAACUGAGGCCUGGGAAUUUCAUCCUGUAAUAUCCUACAUCAAAUUAAUUGUGGUUAAACUAUGUGUCUUUAGAAAGGCAUCCAGUUUUGGUUUACAGAUUUACAUUGAUGGUGAAUCCACCAUGUUCCUUAGGUUAAUUGUUCCAGUGGUUGGUUGGCCUGUUAAAAUUUUGCAUUGUAUUUCAAGUCUGAGUUCAGUACAGAAAAAAGCCUAAUGAAAUAUCAUAAUGUAAGUACUUAUAGACUGUGAUUCUAUCCUCUUUUAACCUUAAGUCUUUUAUAAGACAGGUUUUUCAGAGCAUGAGUAAUGUGUUAGCUCUUCAAUGUAACAUUAUUUCUCUUUGAAGAGCACACAUCAAAAUCAGGAACAAUGUUCCAGUAAUUGUUUCACUAAAGUAAUCUACAGAAAUAAUACGACCUCCCUGCUCGUCUGUAUUCCCCUAUUUAGGCAUCUGAGAAUCACACGAGCUCUCCUGGCUGUUGUAGCAUGGAGUAAAAAUUGAAGAAGUCAAGAUAAAAUGAUGACGGAUUGGGAAUGAAAAUCUCUAGUUCCCUUCCUACUCCUGACCACGCACAUCUCAUGUUCCAGAAAUCAAGUUGUCCAGGGAACAUAUGCCAAUCCUCCUUUCUCAGUGUGGCCACUGCUCUUUUUUAUCUUUGCAGGCAGUGUCCCACGUAGCACUUGACAGCCCAGAAAUGUCAUUGUGUUAUGCCAAUCGUUCUGCAGCCCUCUUUCACUUGGGAAAGUUUGUGGCACUGCACCCAGUGGGAAUGACAGGAAUGAAGUCUUCAAGCAAGCACAGGAACAGAGCUUCCUUUUGCUGCUGUGCCAAGCUGCUUCCUCCCCCCUUGCCAAGUAGAGCCCAUGGGCCAUAUGCAGCCCAUGGCUUGCCUUUUGGUCCAGGCUGUGGGGCUCAUGGUCCAUCCCCCCCCACCAGCAGCAGGGAUUGUCUAGAAGACAUUAGCAGGGCUCAAGCCCAGGGCUAUCCAGACAGACUUCAGCCUAAGAUCUUGCUGCGGAAAACUGAAUGUUUGCUUCAUCUGGGAAGAUUACAGGAAGCGGCAGAGGCCAUCAGUGAGUUAGAGAGUAAAAUAGCUAUGGAUCAGAGUCUGACUAGUACCACGCACCAGACUCUGCUAAGAAAAAUCAGUCAACUCAAAAUGAAAGCAUGUGAGAAGGAGAGUAGCCCAGUGUCCGUGCCAGAAGCACUCAGCAAAACUCUAAAGGACUUGGAACUCUGGGAAGAGAAUGGUAAAAUUUCAAGUGCCUCCUCAUCUGUGGGCUUGAACUUUGACUCUUGCCGAGGACGUCAUCUGGUUGCCACCAAGGAUAUUCUGCCAGGAGAGAGCUUGGUGAAAGAAGAGGCCUUUGUCAGUGUGCUCAUCCCAGGGAAGAGCCUGUUGCUCCAAGAUGGUGCUGAAACUACAUGGGAUACUAGUGUCACUAAUGAGGACCUCCACUGUCACCACUGCCUGAGGCAGCUCUUGGCAUCCAUGCCCUGCAGGGGGUGUAGCUAUGCCAAGUACUGCAGCAAGGAAUGUGCACAGCUGGCAUGGGAGCAGUAUCACAGCAUAGAGUGCCCAUUAGGGGCGCUGCUGCUCACACUAGGAGUCUUUUCACAUGUUGCCUUAAGGACAGUUCUAGUGGCCGGAUUUGCAGAGGUUAUCAGCUCAAUGAAGCGGUUUUAUGAAUGUGACAAGGAGCAUCACAAUCCUGAAGUCAGAGGUAAGAGUGUGGAUGAGACUCUCAAUUCCCAAGCUGGCAUGGAGGGUGUCUCUGAGAAAGCAGUGCCUCUAAUUCCUGGUUGUGAGGAUGAUGGACAGUACCGGGCUUCUUACCAAGCUAUCUUCCACCUUUUGACUCAUGCUGAGAACCACAGCCCUGAACACAAGUUCCUUUGCAUCCUGAGCAUAGUUGCCAUAUGCAAGAAACUUCAGGAAGCGGGUGUGACCAUUUUGAGUCAGGGGUCAUGUGAGAGCCAGUCCAAUGUGAAAGCACAAGGGAAGAUGUCUGCUGAAUUGUCUCCAGAGCUCAAGAUCCUGGGAGAAGCAAUGCUGAGGCAUAUGUUGCAGCUGCAAUGUAAUGCGCAAGCAGUGACUGUAAUCCGGGAGUCAGCAUCUGGAGACAGCGCUGUUGCAAACAGUGAACAGGUGCGCCUGGCCACAGCCCUCUUCCCUGUCACCAGUCUCCUGAACCAUUCCUGCGACCCUAAUACAAGUGUGACUUUCAGCGGGACUGCUGCCACAGUCAGGGCAUCUCACCCAAUCACAAGAGGGCAAGAGAUUUUCCAUUGCUAUGGGCCGCACUAUUGCAGGAUGGGGGCUGCUGAGAGGCAGCGAUGGCUCCUUUGUCAGUAUUUCUUUGAGUGUCAAUGCCAGACCUGCCUGGAUGAGUUGGGAACUGAUGUCACAGGCAUAGCAGCCCCAAGGGAGAGAUUCUGCUGUUCCAGCUGCCAUGCACCAAUGCAGGGGGAAGAUGUGCUCCGUUGUUCCAGUGGUGCUUGUAUGCCGUUGGUUGGCAGGGAUUUCCUUCUACGCCGGUUGGGGGACCUUCAGAUGCAAAUUAGAACAGCGCUUGAACUUCUCAAAGACAACCAGCCUAAUCAGGCUGUUGAGCUGCUGCUGAGGUGCCGGGUGGAUGCUGAAAACUUCCUGUCUGCAGAGCACUUGCUGGUGGGCGAGAUUGAGGAUCGCCUGGCACAGGGUUAUGCCAUGCUUGGAAAGUGGCAGGCAGCAGCUGGGCACCUGCGGCGCAGCAUUCAAAUUGUGGAAGCUCACCAUGGGCCAUCCAGUGUGGAAAUGGGUCAUGAACUCUUCAAACUGGCACAGAUCCUCUUUAAUGGGUUUGCAGUGUCUGAAGCUCUGAGCACGAUUCAAAGAGCAGAGGAGGUUUUGUCUGUGAGCGGUGGCCCGCAGAGCGCCCAGGUCCAGGAACUGCGGGAAAUGAGAGCCUGUCUGCUGGAGCUGCCCCGAAGCCUCCGUCACAGGGUUGAGUGACUAAGAAAGGAAGCUGCUGUGCUGAGCUCUGAGUGGCAGGGCAGCCAUGCAAACGAGGCCUGGCUGUGAGCUGGGGAGCGAAGCUGGUCACUGGACAUCAGUGUGCUACUGGCAGAAGGGCUGUCUCCUGGAGAGGAACGUUGCUGCAGG